Molecule: messenger RNA, 1026 nt
Organism: Geodia barretti
Lineage: Eukaryota; Metazoa; Porifera; Demospongiae; Tetractinellida; Geodiidae
Source: the annotation of a GenBank genome assembly
AUGAAGACAUUUUGUGGAGUUCUGCUGUGCUACCAGCUAGUGAUAGCGUCAGUGCUGGCUUUAGAUCAGGUCCUGUUGGUUGAAGAGUGGCUUCAGUGGAAGAACCAGCACAAGAAAGGCUACAGAACGAAAGGAGAAGAGAGAAAGAGGCACUCUGUCUGGUUGGCUAACAGAGAGUUUGUUAGUAGCCACAACUCAGAGUGGGAGGAACAUGGCUACUCUCUGUCCCUCAACCAGUUUGCUGAUCUGACUGAUGAGGAGUACACAGGGCUCCUGGUUGGUCACAGCUACCCUGAUUACGAGGAUAACCCUCUCGUCACCAAAUUCAGAAGUGGGAGAGAUCUCACCUCCCACGACCUCCCAAACUCAAUCGACUGGAGGACCAAGGGAGUUGUCACAUCCAUCAAGAACCAAAAUUCCCGACAGUGCAACUCCAGCUAUGCAUUUGCAGCAGUUGGCUCAGUGGAGGGGGCCUGGGCCCUGACCAGGGGGUCUCUCACUAGACUCAGCGAACAGAACAUCAUUGACUGCUCUGUGCCGUAUGGAAACAUGGGCUGCCGCGGAGGCUCUGUGUUCAGUUCCUACCUCUACAUGGUCAACAGCGGAGUCAGCACCUACAGCUGCUACCCCUACAGAGGCAGGCAAUCCUACUGCAGCUACACGAGUAACUGCACCUGUGCCAAGAUGUCUGGGAUGGUGCGAAUAGAGUUUGGGAAUGAGACGGAUCUGCAGGCUGCACUGGCAACCGUGGGGCCAGUGGCAGUGACUAUUGACGGCAGCUCUAAAGCAUUCAGAUUCUACAGCCAGGGAGUGUUUGACUGGUCAGGGUGCUCCAGCACCAAACUCAACCAUCCUCUCCUCCUCAUUGGCUACGGCUACACUUACGUGGAGAGUGUGUACACUGAAUACUGGCUGCUGAAAAACAGUUUUGGAACCAACUGGGGAGAGGACGGCUACUUCAGACUAGUACGGAACCAGUUCAACCAGUGUGGAAUUGCCUCUGAUGCCCUCUUUCCCACACUAUGA